This is a messenger RNA of Vidua chalybeata, 1730 nucleotides long. It is a transcript of the gene AURKAIP1, whose product is annotated as aurora kinase A interacting protein 1. The transcript has 3 exons. The coding region runs from base 408 to 1010 and encodes 200 amino acids. The record is from RefSeq and is a predicted model, not a curated record. Gene Ontology annotation, biological process: mRNA processing. Gene Ontology annotation, cellular component: mitochondrion. Lineage: Eukaryota; Metazoa; Chordata; Aves; Passeriformes; Viduidae.
CUCCGGGCGGACCCCGCCCGGGGCGGGGCAGCGCCGGCAGGGCCCCGAGGGCUGAGGGGAAGGAGGCGGCCACUCGGUGACGGCCCGUUCUCUGGCCGCGCGGCUGCUCCUCCCGGCCUUAGGGAGCAGCAGGGCUGUGCCAGGGAGCUCGGCUGGAGUUGCCGUGUUUUUAAAGUUAAAACAGCCGAAGCUUUAGUAAUAAAUCGCCUCCGGGGCUCAGCUGCCCCUGUGCUUGACCCCCACAGACUGAGGGUAAAACCAGGAGGAUGUUUAGGGUCUCAGCCUGUCUUUCGGGGAUGUGGGGCUGAAUACGCAAGGUUUUUUAAAGCUGCAUGAUUUCAUUACUGAAUAAAUGUUCUUAUUUGAACAGUCAUUGCUGGCUCUGCCAGUGAACAAAGAGAAACAAAAUGUUAAUAUCAAGGCUGAGUUCCCAGUUACUGAAGGCUUCGAGAAUUGCAGGCCACCUCUUGCCCAGGUCAGUGUCGUCCUUCCUCUGCUGCCGCUCUCCGUGCGCACGCUACAGCACCCAGCCCCCCAACACCAGCGGGGCCCAGCCCCAGCAGUGGCACACGCUGGACCCUGAGCUGGAGGAGAUCCUCAUUCCCAGGAAACUCUCCAUCAGCCCCUUGGAGAGCUGGCUGACAGUGAGGUACUCCCUCCCCAAAGCUGAGGGGGCUCAGGAAGAAGCCAGCCAUGAAAGCCCGCAGCCCUCUGAGUGUCCCCCUGCUGCUGGGACAGGGGAUGUGGAGGAAGGAGGGGGAGCUCUGGGUGACAAAGUGCAGUGCAGGAACGUGCUGAAGAUCCGCAGGAGGAAGAUGAACAGGCACAAGUACAAGAAGCUGCUCAAGAGGAGGAAGUUCAUCCGCAGGAGGAUAAAGGAGGGGCGCAAGAGGAAGCGUCAGAUAAAAUUUGAGAAAGAUUUGGAGCGCAUCUGGAAAAAAGCUGGCUUGAAAAGUGCUCCUGCAGGGUGGCAAACCCCCAAGAUCUACCUGAGGAGUUCCAAGCGAUAAAAAAAAAAACCACCUAUCACAAAUUUUAACCUGCAAUUGUAAUUAAAAAAAAAAUAUUUAAGUAUGUCAAUGACAUUUAACCUUUUUCUGAUUGUGAUGAAAAUAGUAGGAAGGAGUUUUCCAAGGACAAACUGGCAGCUUUUCCUCCCCAGAGGAGAGGUGUGAGCUUUUUUUUCUGCUGUCCUGUGGUCAUUGCUGAAUUUCUGAAGUCCCUCUUUGAGAUGAGACUGAACCUAAGAAAAAUCAGCUGUGGGAGAUGGGAUCAGUGGAAGAAUUCCUGUUGUUUAUAUGGCACAAACCUUUGGGAAAGUUCUUUUCUAAGCUGCUUUCUUUCACAGCCUUACUGCAGAAAGGUUGGGGUUUUUUCCUAAGAGUUGUGGUGGGGUGGGAAUUGGAUCAGAAUUCCAGGGAAUUUACCUGCAGGAGCUGUUGUUGUCUCUUAUGUGGAGCCUUGGUGUGCCUUGGGCACAUUUAUUUUUGUGUUCUAUUUUGUGCUAAUAAAAAAUGGUUAUUUUUUUUGUCUUUGACUGACCCCUGUCAUGUAGAACAUCCAGAUAUUGGUCAAAGUAAAAGCUCAGAGUUAAUUAUUCAUUAACUACAAAAACUUUUUGUGCCUGAGAAAAGCCUGAUAAAAUCAGCUGUUUUUGCAUGGUUGAAGAGAGUUGUGAAAGCUGUGAAAAAUACAGGUGUUUAAAAUAAACCCUGACAGAGGACUUUUUA